UGGCGCGAAGCUUCCUUUCUCUGUGCGCCUCUCUUUCCUUCCUCGGCCGCCAUCUUGUUCUCACCGCGUGUUGGGCUGCGGGGGAUCCGCCGGGCUCAGACGCAGCACUAUGAACCAAGAAAAACUGGCCAAGCUUCAAGCGCAGGUCCGAAUAGGAGGAAAGGGAACAGCUCGCAGAAAGAAGAAGGUGGUGCACAGAACAGCUACAGCUGAUGACAAAAAACUUCAGAGUUCUCUCAAAAAACUGGCAGUAAAUAACAUUGCUGGAAUUGAAGAGGUACGGUGA
Messenger RNA from Calidris pugnax (ruff), 286 nucleotides. Its product is annotated as transcription factor BTF3 homolog 4-like. NCBI's taxonomy places the organism in Eukaryota, Metazoa, Chordata, Aves, Charadriiformes, Scolopacidae. Bases 110 to 286 code for a protein of 58 amino acids. The record is from RefSeq and is a predicted model, not a curated record. The transcript has 3 exons.